AUGGAGGUUACCGUCACAAAGAACGCUUUCGUCGCCACCAAAACGUUCAUCGUCUUUCACAAACUUAUCAAAUCAUCAAGAGACAUGUUUGGAGGACUAGAUUGUGGUCUGAACAAUCUAAAGCUCAAUGAUUUCACAGACAAAUCUUUUUAUCUUACACUAGAGUUGUCUCAAUGGGCUAGAUGGUAUGCAUCGUAUAUGGAUUGUCUCUCAUGGAUUUCGAAGACAAACCGAUUCUCUUGUGACUUUCUUCGAGCAUAUAUUAUGAGACAAACCGAUACCAGACCGAAGAUUCCACCUCGGUUCCAAGGCAAGACUGUGGAUGAGAUCAGAGAGCUCGUGAUUCAAGACUACUUCACGGUUAUUAGAUUGGUUAUGUUUGAAGGUGGUGAGGCUCUCAAUCACAUUGUAAAAGAUGUCAAAAACGCAUUUGCAAAAGAGGGCGAACUAGCAAGCUUGAACAUCUUGAUUCUGACUUUAUUAUGUCUUCAGAUGCCCCUAAUCAACAGUAUUCUGGAAGUCGGUGAAAUGUAUAAAUGCAUAGUGAAAUCAAUUGGAGAGGGAGCGGCGGUGAUCGAAUACCAUGGUGAUCGUUGUGGCCUACUUUGCGCUUGCGGAUUGUCUAAUGAAAAGCUACAUUGA
Messenger RNA from Arabis nemorensis, 642 nucleotides. The record is from the annotation of a GenBank genome assembly. NCBI's taxonomy places the organism in Eukaryota, Viridiplantae, Streptophyta, Magnoliopsida, Brassicales, Brassicaceae.